GUAAUCAAUGAGUGCAAGUAAUUUGUUACUGCAUCUGUUGUAUUGUGUGUUGAUAUCUAUUUUUGAAACCAAAACUUUAGAAAACACUUAACCUUUGCAACUGUCGUUUAGUAGCUGAGUAGCAUUACAUAAUAAAAGAAAUCCAAGCAUGGCGCUACAAGAAGCUUUUGAAAAAAAUCUUAAAAAAUUUCAGGCUAAAAAUGAUUUACCCGUAUUUUUAAAAGGCGGACCAGCGGAUAAAAUUCUAUUUGGUAUUACUAUUGCCUGCUGUGGUCUUGGACUAAUGGGUAUUGUUCAAAUGGCAUAUCAAAUGGGUUUUAAAAAGAAAUAAGGUUAUAUAUAUACCACAAAUAUGGACAACAACAUUAAAAAUUUGCUAAAAUAACCGAAAUGAAAUAUAAACACUAUUAAAUCUGUGAAUAGAUUAUAUAA
Molecule: messenger RNA, 432 nt
Organism: Teleopsis dalmanni
Lineage: Eukaryota; Metazoa; Arthropoda; Insecta; Diptera; Diopsidae
Gene: COX7AL2
Product: cytochrome c oxidase subunit 7A1, mitochondrial
Exons: 3
Coding region: 149-331 (60 amino acids)
Biological process (GO): mitochondrial electron transport, cytochrome c to oxygen
Source: RefSeq, a predicted model, not a curated record